GAAUUACCAAGGAGAAUAGACGGGCUUGAAUAUAUAUAAACUGGAUCUUUGGGAGUUGACCUGGGUCAGUUGUCCGAAGUAUCAACUUGACCACUGACCAGUAGUGUUUAAACAAACGAUUAUUUAGUGGUGUUUUCCGGUUUAAGUGGACAACUUUUCAUCAUUUCCAUAUUUAGUUCUCUAUACAUAUUGCGUGCGGCCCUGCUGAGAUCAACAAAUUGUAUAUCCUUCAUCACCAGAAGAGAGCAAACAGUGUUUCUCAGACUCAAUGGCGACUAUUCCACAUCCGGUUUAUUCAGCAAGCCCGAUUUCUGCGCUGACGAACUGGAGUGAAAUGUACCCCAUCAGUCAAUCAAGGCCGUACUCCAUGGGAUCUUUAGGAGUACCUCUACAAACCUGCCUAACAUUCAACGCAUACACAUUCAACCAAUGGGGAUCGGCUAUGUACCCGACAUUUGUACCUAGGGGAGGGAACUCCGAUUUACAUGAAAAACUAAACCGGAAGGACGAGAACAAUAGAGAAUGUGUACCUGUUCGGAAGCCUCGGUUUGAUUUUGCCAACCUCGCAAAAGCAGCAACAGAGGGCGCUACCGAUAGAAGGGACGGGAUCGACAUCGAGGCUCAGAUAAUUAGUCAUGUUAUGAUGAAUAUCGGUUCGCUGAGAUACAACCCCAUGACAAGUAGUUUCAGUCCUGUGACGUCAUCACCACGUGCUAACCCUGUGACCCCAAAUAAACGACCUCGCGGCAGAGGACCAGCAAGAACCAAGAAAGAGUUUAUCUGUAAAUAUUGCGGUAGAAAUUUUACUAAGUCGUAUAACCUGCUGAUUCACGAGCGGACACAUACAGACGAACGCCCCUACUCCUGUGAGAUCUGCGGCAAGGCCUUCCGGCGUCAGGACCAUCUCCGAGACCAUAGAUAUAUCCAUUCAAAGGAGAAACCAUUUAAAUGUACAGAAUGUGGGAAAGGUUUCUGUCAGUCCAGGACUUUAGCUGUCCACAAAACUCUUCACAUGCAGCAACAGAAUGGCCAGGCACCGACGAAACCCCUGAAGCUUUGCAAAACCACGUGAAUAGCAGUGUUGUGAAGCGUGAACUCAUGAACAAUUUCAAAUGUUGUCAUGGCGACAAGUACCAACAAUAUGAACUCAUGCCCAAAUAUCGCAAUUUUUCUAUCAUGCGUACUUUGGAAGCGAGACUCGAAAGUCGUUUUGUUAAAUGGAAUGAUUUGCCAUGUAAGAAACACAUUGAAGAGCGAACUCUCGCGAGACUGGCGUGACAUCACACUGCAUGCGUGACAGUAUCGUCCAUUGAAGAGCGAGCUCUCGCGAGACAAAUAUGACAGAGUACUGCAUGUUUGGAAGUGUUGCCAGUUGAAGAGCGAACUCUCGCGAGACGACAGAUGUGUUAAAACACGGCAUGUUUGAUAGUGCUGGCCAUUGAAGGAUGAACCUUAACGAAGACGUGUGUACUUAUAAUGAUGACGUCAUCAUUUCGGACAUAAACGUCCUCCAUUGAUCAUACCUCGGAUAUUUAAGAUAUUAUAUAUUUGAUAUUCGCCCUCAUCAUCAAGGUUGUGACAAUAUAUAUUAUUAUGUAUUUAUUUCCUAUACACUUAGUGAGUGGUCUGUGAGAGGGUGGUAAGUGAAGUGUGUUGUGAGAGUGUUGUAGAAAAAAUGGAUGUCUGGGUUCCCUAGCCGACGCUUUGUUGUGAGAGAGUGUUUCAUUUUUGCCUUCCUUCGUUUUGUAAUCCAAUGAAACUGCAGAAUACAUUUUCUAUUACACAGCUCAAUAACAAGUUAUCAAGGAUCAAUAUCAAUAUAUCAAAUAUCAAGGAUUAUCGCCAAUGUUAACGACGAAUCGUCGUACCAAUACUUGCACGUUUCCCUCCGUGUAUCGACGGGCCCAUUUAUAUCAACUAUAUAUAAUUCUCCGGACUUUCAGUAUAGCAAGGUUAUAUUUCUAUAUUGUUUUUAAACAAACCAGUGUUUUUAUGCUCAGUCUAAGUGUGGCUGUGUGUGUGUGUGCGCGCGAUGCGAUGAUGUGUUGUGGACGAUUUAGAGAGAUGUGCAUGACGCCCAGAAUGUACGUUAGCUGUAAAGUCUAGUCAAGUUUCAAUAUGUUAAUGUUGUUAACGGAAGUGGAGUCACUUUAUUCCGGACAUCUGGUUAAGUUAAUAUUUUCCAAAUUGCGAAUUGUGUCAAAAUUACGAAAAAAAAACAAAAAACAAAAACACAUCUAAACCAUAAUCUUGUUCCCUCAAUAUACACAUACGUUUGUAAAAAUCUUAUAAAGAGAAAUGUUGGUUCUGGUUUAGUAUCGUUCAGUAGAUUUCACUGCAAAUAUACAUUACAUUAAUAAUUAAUUACGCAGAUCAUUAAAUCAAUCCCCCUAGAACAUCUCGACUGACUUUCUCUUCGUCAUUCUCAUAAAAAAAAACACUAAAAUUUUAAGUCUCGCCCAUAAAUCACAUUACUUAUGCAUGCAUUUACAAAAGUUCGUUAUUUCGGAUAUUUGUUCGAUACCGAUUUAUCCGGUUUAUCGUGAUUCCAUAACAUGUGCUAAUUCUUAUUUAUUUAUUUUUCAAAUGUGAAAUUACAGUAUAAAGCUAACACGUGCUAUUUCUUUUUGUCAUACUAUUGGUAAGUAAUAGGACACUGCUCGCUACUGUGUACAAGUGUAACUGGACGUGUGUUUUACGUGUGGUAUAAAUGCGCGUGUUUGUCGAUCACAAAGUUAGACAUGCAUACUAAUUUUAUUGAAAUAUGUGCUUAUUAUUAUAUUUUUGUCUGUCUGGAUAAUUUUGUUCCGAUAAAAAUCCUGCGAAACACAAUGCAUUUGUAUGAAAUGCCAUAGUACGGAUUGGUAAUGUCCAGAAUGUUAGUGUUACGGAUGAAACCUGUUCCACAGUAUUUAUACUGUAAUUGGCGUCUCCAAAAAACAGAGGACCAAUGUGACCUGUUGUUACUUAACUGAAAUAAAAAAUAUUCGAAUACAUUGA
Molecule: messenger RNA, 3000 nt
Organism: Pecten maximus
Lineage: Eukaryota; Metazoa; Mollusca; Bivalvia; Pectinida; Pectinidae
Product: protein odd-skipped-related 2-like
Exons: 7
Coding region: 269-1072 (267 amino acids)
Biological process (GO): embryo development; regulation of transcription by RNA polymerase II
Cellular component (GO): nucleus
Molecular function (GO): DNA-binding transcription factor activity, RNA polymerase II-specific; RNA polymerase II transcription regulatory region sequence-specific DNA binding
Source: RefSeq, a predicted model, not a curated record